Molecule: messenger RNA, 2069 nt
Organism: Scomber japonicus (chub mackerel)
Lineage: Eukaryota; Metazoa; Chordata; Actinopteri; Scombriformes; Scombridae
Gene: gprc5c
Product: G protein-coupled receptor, class C, group 5, member C
Exons: 5
Coding region: 317-1558 (413 amino acids)
Biological process (GO): G protein-coupled receptor signaling pathway
Cellular component (GO): intracellular membrane-bounded organelle; plasma membrane; signaling receptor complex
Molecular function (GO): protein kinase activator activity; G protein-coupled receptor activity
Source: RefSeq, a predicted model, not a curated record
GUCACAGCAGUCACAUCGUUUGGGGGAAACCCUGUAAAGCGUCUGUAAAGUUUUAUUUUCGGGCGAGCUGAGCUGGUUUUAGUCUGAUGAGGUUUUUCUCUCAGACUUGGCGAAGAAUAGAAACUUUUUCUUAGACUAUAAAGGAUUUUUUUAAAUCCUCACCGCCGUUUGGAGCAGGUGAAGACGCGUUUCAGAGAUCAACAACCAGCAGAGGUGAAGUCUGCAUCUGACAACAUCCAGGUGCUGUCAGGAUCCUUGAGCAACAGACGAGAGGUUCCUCCAUAUUGAAGUCCCUUUCUGGUCUCUCCCAGUAGCCAUGGCUGCCAAUUUCACCCCCCCUAGGGGUUGCGGCCCUGAUGUGGACUCCCUCUAUUACAAACUGUGUGAUCUCAGUGCCGUUUGGGGCAUUGUGGUGGAGGCCUUCGCAGCAGCUGGCAUCAUCUUCUCCUUCGUCCUCUUCAUCUCGCUGCUGGCCAGCUUAGCCUUCACACAAGACAAGAACCGCAAGAGCUCAGUAGGUCUCCAAGCCUGUUUCCUGAUCUGCAAUGCCGGUCUGUUCUGCCUCACCUUUGCCUUCAUUGUGGGGAAGGACUUUUCUACCUGCACCUCGCGGAGGUUCCUCUUCGGGGUGCUGUUUGGCGGGUGCUUCGCCUGCCUUUUGAUGGAAUGUGUGAGGCUAAACAUCCUCGCCAGGCGCAACAGCGGGCCCCAGGGAUGCGUCUUAUGUCUAGGGACGGUGGCGUUGUGGCUGGUGGAGGUGGUCAUCAACACAGAAUGGCUGAUCAUCACAAUAGUGCGCCAUCCACUCAACAUCACAGCUGGUUUGGGUGGAGAAACACUUAUACCUUGCAACAUCGCCAACGAGGACUUUGUCAUGGCGUUGAUCUACGUGAUGACCCUGAUUCUGGCUGUAGUGGUGGCAAGUCUGACCAUCAUGGGGGGCAAACACAAGCAGUGGAAGAAGGAAGGCGUAGGCAUUCUUCUGAGCAGCCUGUUCUCUGUGUGUAUUUGGGUGGCAUGGAUCGUCAUGUACGUCUACGGGAAUGAAAGGGUGGGGACAAUCCCAACAUGGGAUGAUCCCACCUUGGCCAUCGCCUUGGUGGCAAACGCCUGGGUGUUCCUGCUCUUCUACACUAUUCCCCAUAUCUGCUGUUUCGGCGGUGAUGAUGAAAGCCAGGAAAACUUCGGGGAAGACUUGUACCCAAGCCAAGGAGUCGGAUACGAGACGAUAUUGAAGGAACAGAGCUCCCAGAAUAUGUUCAUGGAAAACAAGGCUUUCUCUAUGGAUGAGCCCAACCAAGCAUCCAAACCCGUAUCUCCAUACAGCGGCUACACCGGCCAGCUGCGUAGUUCAGUGUACCAGCCUACUGAACUGGCUCUCAUCACUAAGGCAAUAGGAAAUCACCCGCCGGACGUUCCCUAUGACUCGAUCAUUCCCAGAGCUUCCACCAACUCUGCAGGCGGCAGCGGGAGCAGCACCCUGUCGCAACACAACGAGAUCGGCAACACUCCUUACACACAGACAAACGGAAAUAGCGUAGGGGAACGGUCUGCAUAGGAUGUCCCAGUGGUGAACACCCCGUCGUUCUCAACGCCCCUUCAAAAUAAUUUCAGGUCAUGUCAUUUCAUUUGCACUUGCUGUCUGCCGUUUGCUGUUAUCCAUGGUUCUCUAAGCUGGCUCUAAGAGAAACCCUCAGCCCCCCGACAUGCGGAGGUGAACGCUGGGUCAUCCCCACUGAUGGUAAACAGCUAAACCUCCUAUUGACUGAUCUCCUGUGUGCCACUGAGUAUCAGACAGCAUACAGCUUCAUUUGGAAGUCAAAGCGAGGGGGAUGAAGCCACGGCUUUGCUGCAGAACAAAGACUUUUUGCAGUGGUCGCCAUUCACUGAGAGUGAGCCGUGAGCUCUCUGCUGGACCCGAUCACACAGAUGAAGAGUGAUGGUGCUGACAGCGCAAAAAUAAUGCAAAGAAAAGUCAAAAAAAAUGUUGGGAGUGUUGUUUUUUUUGCCUCAACGUGAUAAUAAAAAGUACACACCCCUCCUCCUUAUACACAAACAUCAUGAACUAU